Molecule: messenger RNA, 1560 nt
Organism: Ananas comosus (pineapple)
Lineage: Eukaryota; Viridiplantae; Streptophyta; Magnoliopsida; Poales; Bromeliaceae
Product: stAR-related lipid transfer protein 7, mitochondrial-like
Exons: 6
Coding region: 37-1296 (419 amino acids)
Molecular function (GO): lipid binding
Source: RefSeq, a predicted model, not a curated record
AAAUAGCUCCCCGCUCUUCCUCGCUCGUUCGCGAGCAUGGCGAAACCCUGCCUCCUCCUCCCAUGGAGAUCGGCGGGAACAAACCCUAGUUCGAGCGAAUUCUGGCGGGAAACCCCCGGCGGAGGGUGGGCCACGGCCGCCGCCGUCAUCAUCGUCGUCCUCUGGCGCCUCCUCCGCGAGCUCCUCCUUCGCCGCCCCCGCCGCUCCGCCGACCUGGCCGGAGAUCCGUCGCUGGAGGAGGUGACGACUCCUUACCCUACCUCGACCUCGACGACGACGACGACGAACCCUUCGAUAAGGAUAUCGGAGAUCAUACCUGACUCUGAUCUCAGGAACUUGAUCGCGAGCUUGGAUGGGAGGCUGGAAGAAAAAGAAAAAUGGGAAGAUGUCAUUUAUAAGAAGAAUGACAAUGUAUGCUAUAAAGCGUGGUGCUGUAGACCAAAGGAUGGUCCCCCAAAGUAUCUCAGUGUUACAACAUUUGAGAGAUGCUCUACGGAGCUAUUAAGAGAUUUCUACAUGGACAAUGAGUAUAGGAAAGAGUGGGACAACACUGUGGUGAAGUGCGAGCAACUGCAGCUCGAUGAAGCCAGUGGAACAGAGAUUGGGCGCAUGAUUAAGAAGUUUCCACUUCUGACACCAAGAGAGUACAUUUUAGGGUGGCGUGUGUGGGAAGGGAAAGAUAAGUCCUUUUAUUGUCUUAUUAAGGACUGUGAACAUCCCAUGGCUCCACAACAAAAGAAUUAUGUUCGUGUGGUUUUUUUAAGAUCCGGAUGGCAUAUUAGGAAAGUUCCUGGUAGGGAUGCAUGUGAAAUCGCCAUGAUACACCAAGAGAAUAAUGGCAUGAAUAUUGAGAUGGCAAAGCUUGCCUUUGCUAAGGGGAUAUGGAGCUAUAUAUGUAAGAUGAACAAUGCGCUGCGCCAAUACUCUUUCCAUGGAGACAGAUGCUCGCCUUCAGUUCUUACCAUGCGCAGGCUUAUUCAAAAGGUUCCACCUUCAUUUGAGUCUGAUGCUCAGAUAAGCCAAGAAUCGCCUGAAGCCUCAAGCGACAAUUCCACUAUCGGGCAUUCUACUAGAGAUUUGCUGCAUUACGAGGUAUUGAGGCGGCCUAAAAAGAAAUGGAUAACAAACGGGCUGUUGGUUCUCGGCGGCAUCGUCUGUUUAUCCCGAAGCCGCUCCGCCCUGGGGACCCAGGUGGCGAUCGCGUGCAUUUUGAAUAAGCUUAUGAACAACCGACAAGGAUUGAGCCCGGAAACAGGUCACAGAGGUGCAAGGGUUACCCGAAAACGCAGGCUUUAAGGCUGAUCCCCUUCUCUUCAACUGUCAUUAGCAGGAAGUCUGCAGCUUGGCUUUAAGUCAGCAGGAAGUCUGCAGCUUGAACAAUCGACCUGGUUGGAUAAUCAUGCUCCAACAACAAUGCAGGGCUCUUCAUGUGUUUUUUUGUAAUUCUUACUUCAAGUAUGUAUCUCAAACUUCCUUCAAACUAGGUUAUGUAUAUUAAUGAAUGAAUUAAUGUAAUAACUGAUAUUGUUGUUAAAAAAUGUACGUACGAACUUACUCUCA